GAUUUCUGCCUUUCCUUCUUCCGGUCUCCCACCAAACGCUUUUCCUUUUCUCUUUUUUCUCAACUUCCCAAAUCUCCGCCGAUUUCUGUCUUUUUCCUCGUCUCCUCUGUCCAUAUCUCCCAUCCUUCCCAUUUUCGUCUUCUUCUCCUCCUGCGAUCGAAAUUCUCUGCUGAUUUCUCAAAAGAUUUCAGAAAAGAAUCUAUUCCGAUGGGGAGGGAAUCACCCUCCGAAAUCGAGAUCAAGGUCCAUCCGCGUCGGGGCAGCAGCGACAACACCAUCCAUCCCCUGUCCAGCGAUUCCAUGUCGUCCGCUCCGCCACCGGCGUCCGUCCCGCCGCCGGUCUCAGUACCGGUGGCGACCCCGCGGUUCCAGCCGUUCGAGCCGUUCCGCCGGUGGUUCCCAUGGAUGGUGCCGUCCUUUGUCUUCGCCAACGUCGUGGUGUUCGCCGUCACCAUGUUUAUCAAUAACUGCCCCAAGAACUCUUCUGGCUCGUGCAUUCUCAGAUUCCUCGGCAGAUUCUCUUUCCAGUCUCUCAAGGAGAACCCGCUCUUCGGGCCUUCUUCGUCAACGCUAGAGAAAAUGGGAGCUCUAGAAGUGAGUAAAGUGGUUGGUGGACACGAAGGAUGGCGACUUAUCACUUGCAUUUGGUUACAUGCUGGGGUUGUCCAUAUACUUGCCAAUAUGUUGAGUCUUAUUUUUAUUGGAAUUCGGCUUGAGCAAGAAUUUGGGUUUGUGCGAAUUGGCAUGUUGUAUGUCAUCUCUGGGUUUGGUGGGAGCUUGUUGUCUGCUCUUUUUAUCCAAUCAAGUAUCUCUGUUGGUGCUUCUGGUGCGCUUUUUGGAUUACUAGGCGGCAUGCUUUCCGAACUCAUCACAAAUUGGACAAUCUAUGCAAAUAAGUUGGCAGCAUUGUUGACUCUCUUGUUCAUCAUUGUGAUCAAUUUAGCCAUGGGAAUCCUCCCACACGUGGACAACUUUGCUCAUAUUGGAGGAUUUAUUUCAGGGUUUCUUCUUGGAUUCGUUUUUCUGAUUCGCCCUCAAUUUGGAUGGAUCAGCCGUAAAUAUGUCCCUCCAGGAUAUGAUAUUGCUCUGAAUAAGCCAAAACACAAGCCAUAUCAAUACAUAUUGUGGGUUGUUGCUCUAACUCUUCUAAUCAUUGGGUUUACGGGCGGCUUGAUCAUGCUCUUCCGAGGGGUGAAUGGUAAUGACCAUUGCUCCUGGUGCCACUAUUUGAGUUGUGUUCCCACGUCAAGGUGGAGCUGCAAGUCAGGAUCCAUCUCGUGCAUGUCGACAAUAACGGGCAAUCAACUCAACUUGACAUGCCAAAGCAAUGGUAGAAGCAGCAGCUAUCCACUGUCAGAAGCAUCGACUGAUGCUAAGGUAAAAGCACUAUGUACUCGGCUUUGCAGUUGAUAUAUCAGAGGCCCAUGCAAGCUUCAGGAAAGGCGUAGAUCUCUCUUCCACAUUUAUGCUAUGUAGCUGCUGAUUCAUGUAGAGUAGAUGCCAUGUAUGAACUACUGUCACAGUCCUUUGGUGAUAUUGCUUCAUCUGGGCAUUUGUUUAGUGAAAUUUUUUCAUCUUUCAUUUGCAUGAUUCCAUGAAACACGCCAUCUAACAUAAGCAGGCACAAGAAAUGAGCAUCGAUUCUUCUUCUUCUUCUU
Magnolia sinica is the source of this 1658-nucleotide messenger RNA. RefSeq names its product RHOMBOID-like protein 2. The coding region runs from base 208 to 1410 and encodes 400 amino acids. Gene Ontology annotation, biological process: proteolysis. Gene Ontology annotation, cellular component: membrane. The record is from RefSeq and is a predicted model, not a curated record. The transcript is spliced from 6 exons. Gene Ontology annotation, molecular function: serine-type endopeptidase activity. NCBI's taxonomy places the organism in Eukaryota, Viridiplantae, Streptophyta, Magnoliopsida, Magnoliales, Magnoliaceae.